GCAGGGAGACAGGGAGAGAAAUAUCAAUGUCUCGGGGACCCCCUACUGGGGACCUGACCCGCAACACAGGUGUAUGUCCUGACUGGGAACCAAACCAGCGACUAUUUGGUUCACAGGCUGGUGCUUAAUCCACUGAGCCAUACCAGCCAGGGCCCCCCAAAAUUAUGUCACAGGUGGGCACAGAUAACCAGGUUCUUGGUGAUCGUGGACAAAGAGCUGAACCAAACACACAGAGUUUAUAGCAGAGAGAGCAGAUUUUCUAAGUGAUACUACACUCCACAGAACAUGGGAGCAGGCCAUCUCCGAGCAAAGAUUGACCUCAGGGGCUGCAGGGAUUCUAUUCUUAUAGGGUGGAUCCUUCCUGGCUAGUUUCGGCGGGCUCUUACUGUGCAUGGACAAGUAGUUGUAUUACAUUAAAGCUACUGUGCAUGUGAUCUCCCAUGAUUUUCCUUGAUUGGCCACGAGAGAAGGGGGUCACACAAUGUUAAUUUAUUACAAUGAAGCAGGGGUCAUGUAGCAUCUUCUGUGAAGGUGCAUGCAUGAGUCACCAUGAUUCAGGGCUUUUCCAGAAAGCUGAAACAACUGGUCUUAGGACAGGGUCUCUGUCCUUUAUCGAUGUCCUUUAUCUUAGAGAGUUUCCUCCUUCCCGACUAUCUCCUGUCUCAACUCUCCCCCUGAGAGACCUGGUUCUCUAAAAUCUUUGUGGGGUUGUUGAAGGGCGAAGAGAAGAUCAUUCUCCUGUAACUUUUCUGGCUUAGACUGGGCAGUGGACCCGGCCUAACAAGAACCACGAAACUCUCGCCCUAUUCUGUUUAGAGGUUGAAGAGGGGCUCCUGAGGCCACUGCAGAUGCUGGAUGUUGGUCAGCUCCACAUCACUGUCAGGGAUUGGCUGGGAACUCUGGAGCAUCAUCAGUUUGGUGUGGAACUGUAUCUCUAAAGAAGUGUCUGACAUCUUUAAUGCUCCUAGUGAUGAUGAAGAGUUUGUCGGCUUCCAAGACGAUGUUCCCACGGAAACCCGCCCAUUGGAGGAGAGCUGCAAUAGUCUGGGCUCCCUGGAGUCAGGGAGACAGCAGAGUGUGCCCUUCCGUUCCAAGUACUUCACGGAAGAGCUAAGAAGAAUCUUUGUAGAGGACACUGACUCGGAGGAUUUUGAGGGAUUCACACAGAGUGAUCUGAACGUAAACAGUGUCUCGGACGUAAAGUUCGAGGAGUCCGAUUUGGGUGAUGAUGGUAAGGCAUUAGCAGUGAAUGAGGAGGCGGAAGAUGAUGAAGAAGAAAAGGCUACACCUAGAAGAAGCAGGCCUAGAAGAAGCAGUAUUGGUCUUCGAGUAGCGUUGCAAUUCCCCACCAAGAAAUCAACCAAAAAAAUGGACAAAAAUGAUUCUUCUGAGCCGCUGUUUUCUAGCUCACACCUACCGGACAAUAAAAAAAACAGUCUUGGGAGAAAAAGAAGUUAUGAAGAAGGGGAGGAAAGGGAAGAUUCUGCCUCUGAGUGUGAGGAUGAGGGCCAGGAGAACUCGGAUGCGCUGCUGAGAAGGGCCAUGAACAUCAAGGAGAACAAGGCCAUGCUUGCUCAGUUAUUGGCGGAGUUGAACUCAGUGCCCGAUUUCUUCCCUGUACGAACCCCGAACUCGGCUUCUAAGAGGAAAACAGUGAGGCGGGCCUUCUCCGAGGGGCAGGUCACCAGGCGCAUGAACCCCACCCGGAGCGCACGGCCGCCGGAGAAGUUCGCUCUGGAAAACUUCACUGUCUCGACCAGCAAGUUUGCAGACGAGUUUUACGGUUUCAGAAGAAGGAAGACAAUUAGUGGGGGGAGGUGCCAGGGCACGAGACGGCGCCACCGGCUGUCUCCUUUCCGGGCAGUGGAGGACAUCACUGAGGAGGACCUGGGAAACGUGGCCCUGACCGUUCGAGAUAAAAUCUACGAUAAAGUCCUGGGUAACACGUGCCACCAGUGUCGCCAGAAGACCAUUGACACCAAGACGGUGUGUCGGAACCAGAGCUGCGGAGGGGUGCGGGGACAGUUCUGUGGGCCGUGCCUGCGGAAUCGCUAUGGGGAAGACGUGAGAUCGGCACUGCUGGACCCGAACUGGAUCUGUCCUCCCUGCCGUGGGAUCUGCAAUUGCAGUUACUGUAGGAGGCGGGAUGGCCGCUGUGCUACGGGGAUCCUCAUUCACCUGGCCAAGUUUUACGGUUACGACAACGUGAAGGAGUAUCUGGAGAGCUUACAAAAGCAGCUGGUGGAGGACAAUUAAGAGAAAGAAGAACCAGCCAGCUCACCUUGCGUACUCCCACAAGAUGUGCCCUACGUACCAUUUGUGCCUAAGAUUUUUUUUAUGGUUGUGUUUUUAUAUAGAAACUCUUAGUAGAUCUAAAUACUAUUUGUUUUAAAGAUUGUUUAUAUGCUUACAAAGAUUUCUCAGGAAGACAGCUAAGCACCUCGAGGAAUCUAUGUACGCAGGACUGUUUGAAUUGUUAAGUGUCUAAUUGUUAAGUGUCUGCCGAUGAUUAAAAAGCACAGUUAAAGUUCAGGUAAGUUUGAGAAAACCCUGCGUAAGGAACUCUUGCUGUUGACGUCGCCUUGAUACUUUACUUCCCAAGCAGUAACUCCAGGCCACGUUUUUACAGGGGUUACUGCCCUGACCUAAGGUAAGGGGUUACCUUACCUUAGUUCAAGCCACAUGGUUUCAACCUCUGUGUGAUUAGAAAUUUAAAUUGACAAACGUUCCCCUAAAUUACAAAGUGCAAUUAACCACAGAACUUGAGUGUUCUGGAGUUUUACAUUUUAUUAAAAACUUGAAUGGAAAGUGGACUGUCAGUUUCCAACACUGGAGGCCUUGGAGCGCCUGCUGCUUGGGGCCAGUCACUUCUAUAAAUGUGAGAGCUGACUUUUAAUUUAAAAAGAUUUUGUUUAGUAUCAUCUAAACACGAAUCCCACUUACUGACCAGAGACUUCUAACCCCACUGUGUUCGAGGUUGUGUUCUCAGUGGAACCUCCAUGACCACGUGACAGGUGCUGUGUGUGUGUGUGGUGGGACUGGUGCUGGGGAGACUUAAAAAUUAACAUGUUCUGACAGGGUUUGGCUUCUUUCUCUUCCCCUCUUUAAGGAUGGUGUUUUAAAAAAAUUAAUGCACGGUUACUUACAAGUUGCAGAAACUGGAAUGUCUUAUGCCUGUCCGUGGGAUAAAGUGCAGAACAAACAACGCAGUGACACUGACACCAUGGAAACCCUCGCUGUAUCCCAGCUGAGGGUGACCUAGGCCUCCAGCAGCAGAGCCACGCCUGCUAGGACCCAUUUGGCCCUCUUCUCUUUGCUCCUCAACCUGAAGGUCCAGAUGUAGUUGGGGCCCCUCGUUUUGGUUCUGUACACUGGGCACUCGUAGGUGUGCUUGGUUUCCUGUCUGUCCACGGGGACAGCUUUGGCAAAGAUGACCGGCAUCGCCGAUGUCAGCUCCUUGAGGCGGGCUUCCACGAUGGUUCCUGCCUGGGCGUCCCAUCUCGCACCUGCAGCAGAAACAUAGGUCGCCGU
This is a messenger RNA of Artibeus jamaicensis (Jamaican fruit-eating bat), 3531 nucleotides long. RefSeq names its product cell division cycle associated 7 like (gene CDCA7L). The record is from RefSeq and is a predicted model, not a curated record. The coding region runs from base 856 to 2256 and encodes 466 amino acids. Lineage: Eukaryota; Metazoa; Chordata; Mammalia; Chiroptera; Phyllostomidae. Gene Ontology annotation, biological process: regulation of DNA-templated transcription. Gene Ontology annotation, cellular component: nucleus. The transcript is spliced from 10 exons.